AUGUUUGGGCACUCUUUUAAUAAAAGUAGCAGUGAUAUUGACAACAGUUUUGUAACAAGUAUUCACGAGGUAACGUAUAAUACGGAACCAAAAUCCUCACUGUCGUCUGCUAUGCCAAAUGAAAAAACUAUAAGAUGUAUGGAUUCAGAGCUAUGUGCUGAAGAGUUUUCUCACGAAUCAGCUGAUAUAAUAGAACCUUCUUUAACACCAAUGCCCUCCCCGAAUAACGAUUUUUUCGAGUACAGUGUGGCCACUUCAACUCCGUUAUUUAGAAACUCAUCUAUUUGUGAUGAUAAUAAUUAUGGUUCAACUGUUAGUGUUAGUAGAGGCAAUACACCACAGCUUAGUAACGCUUCGAGUCAGGAUUCUUCUGUAUGUUCGUCAAAUGAAAGUACACCGUCAGGCAGAGUUGGAAGAAAGCGUCACCGUCGCCGUGAUGAGUGGAAAGACGUAAAAAGAAAAUGUUUAAAAAAUUUAGGGAAAGCCUAUUUAAGCAGAAAUGGAGUUCAAAGAGAUGGAAAGAUUUUGAAACAACCAUGUCCGACUACUUGCCGACUUAAAUGCUUUACAAAAUUUAAUGCACAAGAACGGGAGCGUAUAUUUUGUUCUUUUUGGCAAAUUGGAGAUCACUGUCGGCAAUGGGAUUACAUCGUCAAUCAUACCGAAGUAGGCGACACUAAGUAUCCUUCUACUUCUAGACGUAAGAAAUCCAUUAAGUAUUGCUUGCCUCUUAUUGAACCAAACUCUGCCAUACCUAUUAGAGUGUUUGUCUGCAAAACGAUGUUCCUAAACACACUUUCUGUAGGGGAGAGAACUGUUCAAACAGCAUUGGCAAAAUGGAGUUCAGGUGGUGGGUCUGUUUUUCCUGAUCGGCGUGGUGGUACCAGAACUGUUGUCAUUGACGACGAAAUGAAACAGAGUGUUUUAAGACAUGUCAAAACGUUCCAGCCUAUUGAAUCUCAUUAUGUGCGUAAGGACACUACUAAAAUUUACUUAGAGAGUGACCUAUCAUUUACAAAAAUGUUUUCAUUAUACAAUGAGUGGUGUACGAUUGAAAAUAUAACUAAAAAAGCAAUGACAGUAAGACAGUAUCGAGAUAUCAUAAAUCAAAAUUUGAAUAUAUCAUUUCACAAACCGAAAAAAGACAUCUGCAAUGAGUGCCAUAUAUACAAUACAAACUUAAAUACAAUGACAGAAGAAGAAAAACAAAAACAGGAACUUCACAUGCGAAAUAAGACUAAAGCUAGAGAAGUGAAGGCAAAUGAUAAAAAGGAAGCUUUGGAAAGCAAAGGAAAAAUAGUUACGGCGUGUUUUGAUUUCCAAAAAAUUUUAAACUGUCCCCAUGGCAAUGUCGGUUUAUUUUAUUAUAAAAGAAAACUGUCAAUUUAUAAUUUUACUGUGUUUGAUCUAGCUAGUCAAGAAGGUUAUUGUUACAUGUGGUCCGAGGUUAAUGGCAAACAUGGGGCGUGUGAAGUAGCAAGUUGCUUGUCUAAAUUUAUUGAAACUAAAUUGUCACACAGCGGCAAUGUUGCAGAACAGAACAGUAGUGAUUCCUCUGAAUAA
Pieris macdunnoughi is the source of this 1563-nucleotide messenger RNA. The record is from the annotation of a GenBank genome assembly. NCBI's taxonomy places the organism in Eukaryota, Metazoa, Arthropoda, Insecta, Lepidoptera, Pieridae.